UUAAAAAGAGCAGGCGGCGGCAAAACGGUGCGUCUCCUGAAGUCAAACCGUAAUCCACACCGUCCAUAUCUCACGAAGAGACGUAGAGUGUGAGUGUACAGUCAGCAUGGCAGAAGCACAUCAGGCUGUGGCCUUCCAGUUCACCGUCACUCCUGAUGGCAUCGACCUGCACCUGUGUCACGAGGCCCUGCGCCAGAUCUACCUGUCUGGCAUCCACUCCUGGAAGAAGAGGUUCAUCAGGUUCAAGAAUGGUGUCAUGACUGGAGUCUAUCCAGGAAGUCCCUCGGGGCUCCUGGUUGUUUUGGUGGGUUACAUGUCUACCACCAAAUAUGCCAAAAUAGACCCAUCCCUUGGGAUGUUCACUAAACUGUCAAAACACCUACCAAUCAGUAAGUACGUAACAGAAGAAGGGCAGCGUGUUGUUGGUGGUGUGCUGAUUGGGACCGGAUUGUGGAUUGCUGUGACUUUCGUAAUGAGAAAUGUCCUCAAGUACUUGCUGUCCUGGCACGGCUGGAUGUUCAAUCGCCAUGGAUCUUUGAACUUAAAAACAAAAAUUUGGUUGGUGUUAGUGAAGUUAUUUUCGGGGCCAAAGCCAAUGCUGUACAGCUUCCAGAGUUCACUACCACGGUUACCAGUGCCUCCUGUAAAAGACACAGUUAGAAGAUAUCUUGAGUCAGCUCGUCCUCUGAUGGAUGAUGAACAGUACAAACGUAUGGAGGGGUUGGCAAAGGACUUUGAGAAGAACUUGGGCCCCAGACUGCAAUGGUACUUGAAGCUCAAAUCCUGGUGGGCCUCCAAUUAUGUCAGCGACUGGUGGGAGGAGUAUAUUUACCUCAGAGGUCGAGGACCAAUCAUGGUCAACAGCAACUACUAUGCAAUGGUAUUUUGGGUUUCUUCCUUGUUUUCGUGUUUGACCUUCCGUUCUGCUUCACAGCUCAUGGUGUUAAACACAAUCCCCAUGUGCUCAUCUCAGUACGAGCGUAUGUUCAACACCAGUCGAGUUCCCGGUGUAGAAACAGUUUCAGUUUUCCAUGACUGUUUUCCUCUACAGGUAUUUUGGGUUUCUUCCUUGUUUUCGUGUUUGACCUUCCGUUCUGCUUCACAGCUCAUGGUGUUAAACACAAUCCCCAUGUGCUCAUCUCAGUACGAGCGUAUGUUCAACACCAGUCGAGUUCCCGGUGUAGAAACAGACGUCCUUCAGCACAUGAACGAGAGCAAACACAUCGCCGUGUAUCACAAGGGACUCUUUUACAAAGUGUGGAUGUUUUAUGACGGACGGCUGCUGUUGCCUCGAGAAAUUGAGCAGCAGAUCGAAAGGAUCUUGGCCGACAAGUCUGAACCUCAGCCAGGAGAGGAGCUGCUGGCCGCGUUAACAGCGGGUGACAGAGUUCCCUGGGCCAAAGCCCGCUCACAGUUCUUCAGUCGAGGGAAGAACAAGCAGUCUCUGGAUGCCGUGGAGAAGGCGGCUUUUUUUGUUUCUCUGGAUGACACCGAACAGCGUUACGAUCCAGAGAAUCCAGUGCAGUCGCUGGACAGCUACGGCAAAUCUCUGCUCCACGGAAAAUGCCAUGACAGGUGGUUUGACAAGUCUUUCAAUCUGAUUGUGUUCAAGAACGGCACUAUGGGAUUGAAUGCAGAGCACUCCUGGGCCGAUGCGCCCGUCGUUGGCCAUUUGUGGGAGCAUGUCUUGUCAUCAGAUCCAGUGAGACUGGGCUAUACUGAGGACGGACACUGCAAAGGAAACCCCCAUCCCAACCUGCCGGGACCCCAGAGACUGCAGUGGGACAUCCCAGAGGAGUGCCAGGCAGUGAUCAGCAGCUCUCUGAAAGUGGCCAAAGCUCUGGCGGACGACGUGGACAUGCACAUCAUCCCCUUCAACGACUUUGGCAAAGGCCUGAUCAAGAAAUGUAAGACGAGUCCCGACGGCUUCAUUCAGAUCGCCCUCCAGCUGGCGCACUUCAGGGAUAAAGGCAAGUUCUGCCUGACGUACGAAGCCUCCAUGACUCGUCUGUUCAGAGAGGGCCGCACUGAGACCGUGCGCUCCUGCACCACUCAGACCUGUGAUUUUGUCCGUGCCAUGAUGAAUGACAAAGCAACGAGAGAAGAGAAGUUGAAGCUGUUGAAGGUGGCGGCAGAAAAGCACCAGGAUUUAUACAGACUGGCCAUGACGGGAGAUGGCAUCGACCGCCAUCUUUUCUGCCUCUACCUGGUGUCAAAGUACCUCGGGGAAGAUUCGGCUUUUCUCAAAGAGGUGUUGUCCGAGCCCUGGAGAUUGUCCACCAGUCAGACUCCUCUCCAACAGCUCGACCUGUUUGAUUUAAAGAGGCAUCCAGAAUUUGUCACCAGCGGAGGUGGUUUUGGACCUUUUUUCAUGGGUCCCUGUGUGAACUCGGCAUUACAUCUCAUCAACUUCCACAUAUCCAGCAAACACUCCAGCCCAGAGACCGACUCUCACCGCUUUGGAAGUAACAUUAGAAAGGCAAUGCUUGAUAUCCUGGAUCUUUUCCAGCUUGACAACAAAGCUAACAACAAGUGAUCUUUCUCUUCUUGUUUUCUCAUUUCUCAAAAGGGAAAUCAUUUUAAAAUAUUUUAAACAGAGGGCUGAUCUUCCUUAGGCAUCUACAGAGUAAUUGUUGGUUUUAAUUACAAUUAAUAUUCAAAGAAUGGUCAUUUAAACAGGACGGAGCAUGCUAUCUGGGCAUCUGAUAAAAUUGCAUUGUUGAGAGAAGAUAUUCUUUUUGGGUUGAUAAUUAUAUCACAUAUUGUAUGUCGCAGAGAUUUUUUUGUUUGUGCUGGGUUGUAUUCAUGCACUGUUGCCUUAAUCUCUGGAACGGAUGUGAAUGGGCUAGAAAUGUUCAGAAGAUCCUGGAAAACCUGUGGCCUUUUUGUGCUGCUGUACAUUCAGACUUUCACUUGUUCUGCUUUUGUGUUCAAACAUUGAAGUGGCUCUUUUUUUCAGAUGAAUAUCUCAGACUCAGGUUUUCAACUAAUAUAUUCACUUUAUUGUGACUUGAAUUGUUUUUGAAGUAAAACUGUGGCAGGUUACAGGGAAGCUAUACAGGGAGGACAAGCCAAAUAUUUCAAACAUAUAGGGCAAUGAUACAUAUUUUCUUUCACUUGUGUUUUUUUUUGUUGUUGUUAUUUAAGCAAGGUCAAAGAAUUGCAGCAGUGUGAACAUUAUCAUAUAUAUGGUUAUUUUAAUUUAUUUAAUGACUCACUAACACUCAAACAACACUCCACAUUAACAUUUAACAUUUAGCUGUAUGUUCAUAUUAGGACAUUCUGAGUGCACUAAGAACAAAGCCAAAAAUAGAAGAAAUUGGGAUAUCAUUCCCAGGUAUAAGGUACAAAAAGAUUUAUUUCUGUAUAUGUUGUUUCUCAGUGUGCUAUUUAUUUAUCGGUUCCUCAUCAAACAUAUCUGAAAGUGUGCUUAUGGAUUUAAUGAAUAAUAAUUAUUCUUGAUUGGAAACAUGAAUGCAAAUGAAUACAAUUUAAAGGGAAAGUGUCACUUAACUUGAUGUGUUGUGCAAUGUAUCAAAUAUAUUUGUAUCAUAUUUUCCACAGUAGACCUCAUUUUUGCAGCACAGGUGUGAUAUAGGAACUGUUUGGCAUUGUUACUGUAAUUCAA
This is a messenger RNA of Sinocyclocheilus rhinocerous, 3628 nucleotides long. Its product is annotated as carnitine O-palmitoyltransferase 1, liver isoform-like. Bases 107 to 2536 code for a protein of 809 amino acids. Gene Ontology annotation, biological process: fatty acid metabolic process; carnitine metabolic process. The record is from RefSeq and is a predicted model, not a curated record. Gene Ontology annotation, cellular component: mitochondrion. Lineage: Eukaryota; Metazoa; Chordata; Actinopteri; Cypriniformes; Cyprinidae. The transcript has 20 exons. Gene Ontology annotation, molecular function: carnitine O-palmitoyltransferase activity.